This is a messenger RNA of Gamsiella multidivaricata, 1115 nucleotides long. RefSeq names its product peptidyl-tRNA hydrolase-domain-containing protein. Gene Ontology annotation, molecular function: peptidyl-tRNA hydrolase activity. The record is from RefSeq and is a predicted model, not a curated record. The transcript is spliced from 3 exons. NCBI's taxonomy places the organism in Eukaryota, Fungi, Mortierellomycota, Mortierellomycetes, Mortierellales, Mortierellaceae. The coding region runs from base 108 to 902 and encodes 264 amino acids.
CAAUCGCAUUUUGGAUUCAGGAACGGUGAGAAGAUCUAAUCAGAUCUCUCGCCUCUUCCACUCUCCUUCACCCAGACACACAUCCGCACAUUCACCUUCAUUCAUCCAUGGCGGCCUUAACAAGACACAUAGUGGUCGUGGGACUCGGGAACUACGGCCUCCCAGGAACACGCCACAACGUCGGCAUGAUGGUCCUCGACAAUUUCGCCCGGCGUUUUAAUGCUCCCUGGUCCAAAAAUGGCACCUGGCGAGCCGAGGUCGCCACCGUCACUACGACUAUUGCCAUCAAGAACCGCGAGCGGACCAUAAUGAGAGCACGCAUGCCUCCUACUAGAACACCUUCUGCAGCCACCGUGAAUACAGGUAAAAAUGCGAUCAAUACUUCUACUCCUGCGGUGGAUGAAAAUGCAGCCGGUACAGUGGACACAGCCUCGACAGAGCCAGCACCCAUUGCUAACAAGAAAGAGAAGCCAGAGAUGGUCGCCGUGGAACUCAAAUUGACCCUUCUCAAGCCCUUGCAACCAAUGAACAUCAGCGGAAGCGCUGUCUCUCGUGCAGUCGACGACUUGCGCAUCCCCAAGACUGAUGUCUUGGUGAUCCACGACGACAUGGAGCGGGACAUCGGAAAGAUCUCUUACAAGAGCGAAGGUUCCGCCAACGGCCAUAACGGCAUUAAAUCCUGUAUCAAGUACCUUCGAACCCAACACUUCAAACGUCUUCGUAUCGGCGUCGGUCGCCCGGCAUCCAAAGAUCGCUCGCCUGACUUCAUUGCGAAUUAUAUCCUCGGAAAAUUCAAGCCCUUGGAGAUUGAAAAGUUGGAGGAGCUGGUUUAUGACCAGGCGGGGGAUGAAGUCAUCAAAAUCAUGACCAGAUAUCCUGACUGGAAACCAUGGAAAAAGUGAUGGACAGAUAUCUUUGUGCACCAUUGACUGCGGAGAGCAUUGUCUAGCCAAGCUUUCGCCUACUCGCUCGUUGCUACUGCAAUGCUUCGUGUCGUUUGUGCGAUUGUGCUAUACUGACUAAAGCUGUGGCACGACAAUGACGGCGAAGCGUUGUUCAUGACUAACUAUCAGAACCAUUGCAAUGUAUAUAUUUUCUAUGCUGAAUAAACUGUU